Sphaerulina musiva SO2202 is the source of this 366-nucleotide messenger RNA. RefSeq lists its product as uncharacterized. The record is from RefSeq and is a predicted model, not a curated record. The annotation marks the transcript as partial. The transcript has a single exon. Lineage: Eukaryota; Fungi; Ascomycota; Dothideomycetes; Mycosphaerellales; Mycosphaerellaceae.
GCAUGGCUUCUAUUGGCUUUCUUGGGAACUUUCGCUCUCCUCUUACACGUGCUUGUCGCUGCGAGCUUGCAAGCUGAAGAUUGUACUCGAGCUUUGAAUAUGGUGUACAUUCAGAUCAUAUUUGCGGGCCUUAUGGAUAAAGUUUUCUGGAAUCAUACUCCGAACGCGACUAGUCUCUUGGGAAUGGCUCUGAUUUUGGGAAGUGUCAUUGCUGUUGCGGUCGUGAAUGAUCAGGGAGCCUCGGAUAGAGGUGGUGGUGCGCAGAGCUUUGGGGGCUGUGAGUUGGAAAGUGGAUGGCAUUUGGCAUCUCUGGCCGUGGAGACGAGUGAAAUGCACACGUUGCCGUUGGAUAUGGAUAUACAUUAG